This is a messenger RNA of Bicyclus anynana (squinting bush brown), 1108 nucleotides long. RefSeq names its product 5'-AMP-activated protein kinase subunit beta-1 (gene alc). Gene Ontology annotation, molecular function: protein kinase binding. The coding region runs from base 127 to 969 and encodes 280 amino acids. Gene Ontology annotation, biological process: signal transduction. The transcript has 6 exons. The record is from RefSeq and is a predicted model, not a curated record. Gene Ontology annotation, cellular component: nucleotide-activated protein kinase complex; cytoplasm; nucleus. NCBI's taxonomy places the organism in Eukaryota, Metazoa, Arthropoda, Insecta, Lepidoptera, Nymphalidae.
GACGUCUGUGCUGAUCUGUUUUGUGACUUUUGUGGUGUUCCGUGUUGUGUAUUUUUUCAUUUUUGCACUUGGCCAAAAAAAAAUGGAUGAUAUCUAUUUAUUUUAUUUGGCUUUUAGGUAAAUAAAAUGGGCAAUGCUGGGAGUAAUCAACCAAAAGAAUGGCACAAGGAUCACACAACAAAACAGCCGGAUGUAGGUUCAUCAUCGCCAGCUAAGGAAGGUGAAGCUUUCACUUUUGAUAAAAAAAUUGACGAAGAUAGAAAUGUUAAGGAGGAAGACAAUAACAUAGAGGACGGAGCUCCAUAUUACACGAAAGCUGUGCCUGAACAUGAUGUAGAAGAGACUGUGAUGCGAGAAAGAUCUAACACAUUGACAGAGGAAAAGGUAGCUGAAGACGUGAAGGUGUUACCAACAGUAUUUAAAUGGGAUGGAGGCGGUAAACAGGUUUUCAUUAGUGGAACUUUCACUGAUUGGAAAACUAUUCCUAUGGUGAAAUCUCAUGGUGAUUUUGUGACUAUAAUUGAUCUGCCUGAAGGGGAACAUCAGUACAAGUUCUUUGUAGAUGGAGAGUGGAAGCACGACCCUACAGUUAAACUUGUAGACAAUGGAAUGGGCUCUAAGAAUAAUUUAGUAACAGUAAAAAUGUCUGACUUUGAAGUGUUUCAAGCUUUGGCCAAAGACAGUGAAGGAGUACGAAGCAGUGCACAAACAGAAUAUUCUCAGGAAAUACCCCAGUCCAAGCCCUGGGAGAAAAUAUUUGGUCCACCAAUUCUGCCGCCACAUCUUUUACAAGUGAUAUUAAAUAAAGACACUCCACUAUCAUGUGAACCAACCCUACUGCCGGAACCAAAUCAUGUGAUGUUGAACCAUUUGUAUGCCUUAUCAAUCAAAGACGGUGUUAUGGUGCUCUCUGCGACACAUAGAUACAGAAAGAAGUAUGUCACAACUCUCCUCUACAAGCCCAUAUAAAUAGUGAAAAAUUAUUACCUAGUAGUUAAAUUAAUAAUUAAAAAUGCUGAUGUGAUUAUUUUCAUAAUACGUUGUAGAUAAUGUCCUAACAUAGAGAAAUAAUUUAUUUGAAAUUGUGCAAUAUAUUUAAUAUAGCUUU